Molecule: messenger RNA, 4837 nt
Organism: Orbicella faveolata
Lineage: Eukaryota; Metazoa; Cnidaria; Anthozoa; Scleractinia; Merulinidae
Product: protein dawdle-like
Cellular component (GO): extracellular region
Molecular function (GO): growth factor activity; cytokine activity
Source: RefSeq, a predicted model, not a curated record
GCACAUAUUUUCGGUAAAUUAAUUUAUCCUCAGUAAAUGAUCCUCGUAGAUGAUUUAGAAAGUCCUUUCCCAGUUUAGUAUAAACAGGUAGCAUUUCAGAAAGAAACGAAAGGUGAGACGAGGAAGUACAGCUGGCCCAAAUUUACUACCAUACAAUUGCAUUCACAACGUUUCAUAAUUAUUCCAUACGCCCAACAGCGAGUGAGUGCUUUACUGUAAAAUAGGGGUACGAUCAUUUCAGCGCAAAUUCUCCAUCACUCAGAUCAGUUCUGGUUCAGAAUAGGUAUUGAAAAUGCAGUUCUAAAUGAAAACAGUCGCCUGUCAUUCAUUCACUCACUCACUCAGUCUCAUUCGCUUUGCUCCUGUGCAGCUCAGAUCUUGGCGCUCAGCGUCAACAUUUCUCCUCCACAUAAUCUUCGCCUGAUACUAGCGGCUGUUAUUUUCCUCCAGAGAUAUCUAGAAUGGAAAAUUUCUGACUGCAGGGGACCGAAAACAUUUCUUCCUUGGUUUCUUUCACUCGGUUCAGCCGUCUACAAACAUUGCAUGUCAUUGUAUGUAGUAUUCCAAGACACGGGAGCUAUGAAGCUCAUUAAUGUAGCCGGACAAAUUGACGUGUGUAAGGUUAGGUUGAUAUCCAAAUACUGAAUGAAUUAGAGUCCAGGGCCGAAUGUUCAAAAUUGCCUGAAACGGAGAAACGAUUUGGCCAUUUCUGUGCACCAGCGGAAUACACUUAAACAGAAAUAACAAUAUAUUUAGAGAAAGUCACAUCAACCUUAGCUGGUUUUCAUGUAGUUCCUCUAUCCUGGUCGAAUUGGAAUUUGGAGAUGUUGGUUCUUUAGGAAGGAGAAAAGCCGGAGUACCCGGCGAAAAACCCUCGGAGCAAAGCGAGAACCACUGACUACAAACUGACAACGCAUAGAUGACACUGGGCCUAAUGAAACUCGCGCCACUUUGGUGCGAUAAACUACAUCGAUAUUGAAACAAUCCGUAUAGCUCUCCAAUACCUCUACACUAGUGUUAGUGGUGUUAUAAAUGCAACUGGCUGGAAAUUUUCCGUGAGUUACACCUUCUAUGUAUUCAGUGAACGUUGCUUCAAACAAUAGAUACUGGGAUUCAACACUGUUAUGACACAACAGUACUAUGACACAACUCUGCUGGUUUGGUCGGAAUCAAUAUGAAAUAUUUUCCUGAAUCUGAAACUUGUUUGGGAUAAGCAUUAUGCUAACCAUUUUGAAAAAGAUACCCAACAUGAUGACUAAAACUUUAUUUGUAGUAAUGUGAAAUGGGCCAAAACCUGUGCAUGCAAGCACCCCAAACGGGUUUUUCGAGUCUGGCAUGGUUCAUGAAGACCCCUGAUAGUCGAUCUUAUAGUCUGCAGAUGACAUACGGAUUUUUUUUUUGUUAGCUCGAUCAUCGCGACCAGUCAGUCUUGCAACUCCGGAAUCUCCAUGAUCCACAGAAAAAAAUCAGUCGAAUAGCUCCAUAUAUCGAGAGAGUGCGAGAGAAAACUGAUGAAGAAACGGCGUCCAAAACAACUUGCAGCAUCGAUGCUGCAGCUGGACAACUAUAAAACAUCUGUAGGCCCGCUUUUGGAAGUAAGACAGAUUUGUGGCUCCUUCCUGCGGCCUUACGGGUAAUUCGAUGUACGAUUUUGGGUGAACAUAAUGCAAAAUUUAAAUAAAUAUACAAGCAUUGCUGAGUUUAUUCUUAAAAGUUUGUUUGUUAAUUUAGGCGGAUUAAAUUUGAUGAAAUUGUGCUGGAGGUCAAAAUCCAAAGUUGACACUUUUUCAACAAAAGUAGGCUAGUAAGAAGGUCAGGAGAUUUGCAUUUUUGUUUUUUGCUUGCGAAUACAAUGCAUUUUUGGAGGUAUUUAAGUGAAAAUUAACACGAAACGUCGUAAAAAGGAAUGCGCCCUGCUUUGAGCAAUUCUCUUAGCUUCUGCCACUGUUGAAUACCACAUAAACUGAGGUACUCAAAGGCCAGGAGAAAGCGAGUAAAGCCAGUGAUAUUACACCAUAGCAGUUUGGCUUACUUUAGGACAUUCCACAGUGACACAUUCUGCCAGCAAAAGCUUACCCUCUUCAGACAGCAGCACAGUCGGGAUCUCUUACUCAAAUGGCCGGAUUUCCCUGUAGCGGAUUUUUUGCACUCUAUCUAACCGCGAUAACGUUUCUUCAAGGGGCUGCCAUAAGCGUGGACCCUACAGCCACGAUUUCCGCUGCAACCAUGCCUGGCAGUAACGUUUCGUUCGCUGCAACCAAAACUCCCCUACAAACUGAUGGUCCGUCCCAAGGUGUAGGACACGCUGACAAUGGACAAGGCUGUCCUAACUGUAACAACAACAACAACAACAUCGACGACUAUUCUGAGAACACAGAAAGUUACAACCUAAGAAUCAAGAUGAUCAAAGCUAGAAUACUGGCGAAGCUGCAGAUGGAUCGAACACCGGUCCUCAAGCAAAAACCAAAGGACAGUAGGAUUGCAGCCCUUCUGUCAAAUUUAAAUCUUAUUAAAGAAGAUUAUCCAGAGAGUGAGCCGGAAGAUACCAAAGAAGACGACUACUAUGGAAAGACGACUAAAAUCAUUGUUUUUAGCGCGAAAGCUAAAGUUCCACCUUCGCGAUCAAGGCGAAAUUUCUCCAGAAAUUUGGUCUUCCAGUUCAAAUUGGAACAAAAAUCUCUCUGCAGCUUAGUGUCUUCUGUGUCUCUGUGGUUUCAUAAGCGUAAAAGCAAACAUUACGACUUGAACGGGAAGACUCUGCAGAUAGAAGCACGUGACAUGAGAUCAGACAGAGAGCAUUCCGACACACCAGUCAGUAGAGUAAUGAAGACGAAGGUGAAGGCAAAGAAGAGUGGACCAGAAUGGGUAGUGGUAGAUGUUAAAAACAUCGUUCAACUCUGGUUUAAUCAAACGAUGGAACAGCAAUCAAGCAAUGCUACUGACAAUGGUACUUACACCUUAAAUAUCUCUUGCCUGGACUGCGAAUCGGAGGCUCAUCACCUUAUUAGCUCACGCGGCCGACUUCGACCCUUCCUCGUUAUCGACUUGCAGAAGCCAAGAACACUGAGCAGGAAAAAGCGUGCGAUUGACUGUGUCGGAAGGGUUGCAGCACACUGUUGCCGUCGGAAGUUUUAUGUCAAUUUUACAAAGAUCGGCUGGGACUCAUGGAUAAUAUACCCCAAAGGUUUUGAGGCCAACUUCUGUGACGGGCAGUGCAGGGCCGGUUUUGACGGCAAUAAUGGUUACUUGUACACGCUUCAAAAAAUGUCCCAGCAAAAUCUCACAGGCUUGGGGAGAUGCUGUACGCCUUCAAAAAUGUCCGCUCUUUCUAUGCUCUACUUCGACCACGAUGAAUACGUCAUAAAAAGGGAUAUUCCCAACAUGAGGGUUGACACCUGUGACUGUCCGUACAAGUACUGAAAAACACAGGAAGAGAGAGACAGAAAUAUACGCGGAUGUGCUUAAACGAAGACUACGUACUUAAAGGCUUUCUUGUCUUAGGUAAACACGGGUCUUCGAAAGCAUGCCGUUUAUUUUUGAAAGCUAUUCUAGUAUCGUGGGGGAAUCCUUAGUAUGUUUAGAUAUCGUUCCACUAAUUAAGGAUCGAGUUUUGAAUUCCACCAAAUAGUGACAUCAACGGUGAACGAUUUUAAUAGCUUCGUAGAUGCUCCAGGGCAUUAAAAUACUUCGAAAGUGCUAACUUUGCCGCAUUUGAUAUCGGGACCACUUCGCAUCGUUGAAUGACAUAGUUGAAAAAUUGCGAAGAUCGUAAUUGUCAAGGUUUUCUUCUGGCUCGCAGAUUUAGUGUUCGCAUGCUGAUGGCAUGAAAUAAACUUGUAGAAUAGACUAUUGAAGAUGCUGAGCUGACCCCUAGCAGCGCCAGGCAGUAAUGGAUGAAGGCAUAGUAAUGUGAUAAUUUGCGAGUUCCGGUUACGCUGUGCGAUAACGCUGGUGUUGAUAGUAAUCAGCGCAUUCAUCUUCAUCACGCCUAUCUUUUAAUACCUAAAGGAAGUUGGAAAUGGUACAUUUAUUGCUCCGAGUUUAGAGUUAUCUUUACUAAUAAGGCGAAGUUAUGAUGUAAUCACCCGCCUUGUGCUCAGUGGAGAUAAUUUAGUUAGGGCUCAGGCACCAAUGGAAUAAUCCUCGUUUACUUUUCAAGCAGUAUAGAAACAGCACUUCAGUUUUCAAUUUCUCUUUGAGCCAGGGUCGUUCAUUGUUGUUGUUGUUGUUGUUUUUUUUUCGGUGGGGUUUUUGAAUCAAUCGCUACCACAUGCAUAGCAUUACGGAAUACCAAAGUGGUAUCAAUUACAUAAAGAGGUUUCUAAAACCAAUGUAACAAAGAUAACGGAACAAUUCCCACCAUGGUAAAAUGAGCCAAAGCUAUUACAAGAGCUUUUAGAAUAAACAAAACUCAAUUGGUCCCAAAAGGUACUUGUUUGGUGCUAGUAGGUAGGCGUGCACAAGUUAUGUUUCUGAAACAAUGGCUGGCAUCUUAGUGAGGACAAAGGAUAUUGCGUACACGGUCCAGCUAAAAUUAGACUUUAAUCCGCUUUUAUAGGAGGCAGCUGUAAAUGUUGUUAGUGAAGCCAAAUAAUGUUGUUAAAUUGAAAGAUUCCAGAAUAGAGCACCGAAAGUCUUUACUAUAAUUAUCUCACUCGCUGGAAGUCGUUACACAAUUAAGGGUGUGGCUUUGAGUUGCCCUGUCAAGGGAUCGAGAGUAUAUUAUGUGACACAGCCUGCUGACAAGAAUUUUUAAGAUGACGUAGUGAGGAUAUCCAGAGACAUGACGAGUGUGUAAAAGUUUUAUAGGUAAAUAAAGCACACGAUUUGUACUCUA